Arabidopsis lyrata subsp. lyrata is the source of this 725-nucleotide messenger RNA. Its product is annotated as selenoprotein F. Gene Ontology annotation, cellular component: endoplasmic reticulum lumen. The record is from RefSeq and is a predicted model, not a curated record. NCBI's taxonomy places the organism in Eukaryota, Viridiplantae, Streptophyta, Magnoliopsida, Brassicales, Brassicaceae. The coding region runs from base 5 to 496 and encodes 163 amino acids. Gene Ontology annotation, molecular function: oxidoreductase activity. The transcript has 4 exons.
GUUGAUGAGGGAGAGAGAGAUGGCGAAGAUGUUGAUGACGAAGGUGAUGAUGAUUUUGAUGUUAGCAUCGAUGAUCGCAGCAAAAGAGCAGCUCAGCACUAAAGAAUGUGAGGAUCUAGGGUUUACCGGUCUUGCUCUCUGCUCCGAUUGUCACUCACUCUCUGAAUACGUUAAGGACCAAGAGUUGGUAUCUGAUUGCUUGAAAUGUUGUGCUGAUGAUUCUGAGGAUUCCAUGAGCAAGGUUUCCUAUUCCGGCGCUAUAUUAGAGGUGUGUAUGAGAAAGUUGGUUUUCUAUCCUGAAAUUGUUAGUUUUAUUGAAGAAGAGAAAGAAAAGUUCCCUAGCGUCAAAGUUCAGUACAUUUUCAACUCACCACCCAAGUUGAUCAUGCUGGACGAAGAUGGUGAACAUAAGGAAACAAUAAGAAUCGACAACUGGAAACGCGAACAUCUACUGCAGUAUAUGCGAGAGAAGGUCAAGCCUACUGCAGCAAGUUAGUUUUAUUCCCUGUAGGGCUGAAGAAGAUGAUCUUCCCUCUCACAUUUACAUAUGCCAAAGCAUUGUGGUCUAGUAGUUAAAAACACAUUAUGACAGACUUAUCUUAUCUUUCUCCAAGCUAUUUGGUCCCUCAGUAUCAACAGUAUGUAUGUUCUGAACCUUUGCAAUCUCAGUGGAAAUGUAUUUAAUCCAAUGUUCUUAUGAAAGGAUAAUCUUAAUUUUGUUGUCA